Messenger RNA from Enterobius vermicularis (human pinworm), 411 nucleotides. The record is from the annotation of a GenBank genome assembly. NCBI's taxonomy places the organism in Eukaryota, Metazoa, Nematoda, Chromadorea, Rhabditida, Oxyuridae.
AUGAGCAGUGGGAAAUAUUUGCCACUUGUAAAGGAACUUUUCAAAGCUUUGAAAUUUAAAUUCAAGGCAAAAGUGCUAAGCGCAGAAGAAGGUCGUGUUAAAGUGGAAAUAGAUGUAUCUGAGGAACUAAUCAACCCAUUUGGAUUUUUACAUGGCGGCUGUACCGCUACUUUGGUUGAUAUGGUCACUACUGCAGCGUUGGCGGCAACCCCAAGAGGGCUUCGUGGUGUCUCCGUCGAUUUAAACAUCUCGUAUUUGGCGGCUGCAAAACUUGGUGAAACUAUUGUAAUCGAUGCGUCUGUUUUACGUUCCGGUAAAAAUCUAGCCUUCACACGUGCAGACAUUUUCCGGAAAUCCGAUAAUGCACUGAUCGCUGUCGGACAGCACACAAAGGCCUUCCCCGCAAAAUAG